Molecule: messenger RNA, 1527 nt
Organism: Pocillopora verrucosa
Lineage: Eukaryota; Metazoa; Cnidaria; Anthozoa; Scleractinia; Pocilloporidae
Product: substance-K receptor-like
Biological process (GO): G protein-coupled receptor signaling pathway
Cellular component (GO): plasma membrane
Molecular function (GO): G protein-coupled receptor activity
Source: RefSeq, a predicted model, not a curated record
GUAUAUGUAAACAACAACUUGAAGGCUGUCGACUUUUGGCCUGACAAGCCAACAGCAGUGUUUUCACUAAAGUACCGAAUAUUCAGUAAAAUGAUAAGGUCUCCUUCAUCAUUUUUUCAGCUGAAAACAGGAGAGGGAAGACGCUUUUCCAAAAAGCUUAGAAUCGCGAGUUCGAAAACAGCUUUCGUGGUUUUCUAAUUAAGAGAUCCAACCACGUGGAUAAAUGAUCAACGCAAGCUUGUCUAGCUCUGAAGCUGAUGGUCCCUUAACCACAGCGGACAUCGUUUUUGCGGUGAUUUACUCGCUGAUCGUUCUUCCAGGUAUUGUAGGAAACUCCAUCAUUAUAACAAUUGUGUGGAAAAACUCUUCAAUGCACACAACUACAAACUAUCUGCUGAUGAAUUUGGCUGUGGCCGACCUGAUCACAUUGUUACUCUGUCCCGGUUUGUACGAUUUUGCCAUAACGAAAGUUCAUCUACAGGGUAUCACCGGAGACUUGAUCUGCAAGUUGUUUGUGGGAAAUGCUAUUGUUCCUAUAACCAUGAACGCAGGCGUACUUACAGUCUCUACCAUCGCCGUAGAGAGAUAUAUGGCGCUUGUGAAACCGUUUCGCACUGCAAAGCUGACUAAAGAAUCUGUGAAAUAUGUUAUAGCAGUUCUGUGGCUGUUAGCUCUACUAUCGUGCAUACCAGAUAUUCAAGCCAAUACAUACAACAUCUCGUCAACCAAAUAUCCUUGCAAGCGCCCCUGGAGUUUGGAUGAGUAUUUCCUUCACAAACCCUUCAUCAUCUUCACCUGUUCUGGGUUUGGCCUCAUGAGUUCCUCGAUACUCAUCUUCUGUUAUUUUGAAAUCAUUCGUGGAUUGUACUUCACCAGAACAAUUUGCUCGGAAUCGACAUGCAAUGUUGAAGAAAGGAAAGCGAAGAAACAAUUAGCUCGUCUAGUAAUUUGGUUGGCAAUCGUCUUUGCUGCGUGCUCGCUGCCAUUCUCCGUAUAUUUCAUUUUCUUGGUAUCGGCCGACAGAAAAACUGUCGAGGAGAACUACGAUGUUUUGUUUGAACUUCACAGAACCUCUCGGGUUUUACUGUUUUCAAACUCUUUCUUCAACCCCUUGUUAUAUGCCUUACAGAGUUCCAAUUAUCGAGACGGAUUUAAGUUAAUUUGUAAUGUCAAUUCUGGAAUGCCUUGUUGCAAGCGUACAAAUGCUGUGCGAAGUUUAAGCCUAACUCAAAGAGGGGAGACUUUACACCCAUCCCAAGGAGUUUUUGUCAAAAAGGAGAUGGCGGUUUAAUUUCUAAUUUUUAAUUGAUGAUUAACGGUAAAACUUAAAGCCAAAAAUAUCAGCCUUUUCCGCACCCAGAGAAUCUUUCACUGCUAGUUAUUUUAAGAUACCUUUUUUACUUUCGAACCGCUCGCCACAACUUGCUUGCGAUCUCACUACACUCAAGGAUGAGAUUAAAGAUUAUUCAUUUCGAACUAACAACCCAACAAAGACCCUUACGGAUACGAUAUAAUAUUUGCAUAUCU